AUGUCGGAACUCCCUAAGUACAACGGGACCACUGACCCUAAUGAACACAUUACUACCUACACCUACGCGGUAAAAGGCAACAAUAUAAAGAAUGACGAGAUCAAGUCCGUAUUGUUGAAAGAAUUCGAGGAAACACUAUUGAAGGGGGCCAUGAUGUGGCAUCAUAGCCUAGCUCCCGACCUCGUAAACUCACUUACCAUACUAGAGGAUUCCUUCAUAAAGGCACACGUCGGUGCCAUCGAAGCAAUGACAGGAAAGCCCGACGCAUCCGAGAUUAAGCAAAGGAAGAAUGAAAUACCGCGAGAAUUCGCAUCUCCUUCCCAGAUGGAACGAACAGAACAACCCCUGGUCUCUGACAACUGGGCAGUGCAGGCCUUCACUCAAGGCCUAAAUGAACAAAGCUUGGUGAUUUCAAGGCAUUUAAAACAGAACUUGACCAGGUAUCCAACCAAAACCUGGUCGGACGCCCACAACCGGCACCAGUCACAAAUCAAGGUCGUGGAUGACCAGAUGGGAGCCCCCUCGGGCUCAGUAUACCCAAGCAGGCUCCUGGUAAAGAAAUCGAUGCCAAACAAAGAAAGAUACCUACCGUACGCCGUAGAUAAGAGGAAUGCCCCGAGACGCAACCUACCUCGCAACGAUCGGAGAAUGGAUCGAGGACAAUAUCCUCGGGGAGUCGUCAACAGAGCCAGAUUCGACGGAGACAUGAGGCCAGUGAGGGCGCCUCGCCCAUUAGGAUACAAUUUCAAUAUCGUUGUAUCAGACAUCAUGUUCACCGUCAGCAAAACCAGGGACGCCAAAUGGCCCAGGCCUACUCGGUCGAAUCCUUCUCAGAGGAAUCACAGCUUGGUGUGUGAACUACAUAAUACGCACGGCCAUAGGGCCGAAGAUGGCCACCAUAGCCAAGCUACUCAAUAA
Messenger RNA from Nicotiana tabacum (common tobacco), 918 nucleotides. The record is from RefSeq and is a predicted model, not a curated record. NCBI's taxonomy places the organism in Eukaryota, Viridiplantae, Streptophyta, Magnoliopsida, Solanales, Solanaceae.